GGUCCUAAGUUAAUUUAAACAAAAUUCAAAGCAAAAUUGUAUUACAUUUUGUUGUUUAAAUCUACACAAAUUCAAAGCCAAGACCCAAAUCAUGCUUCUAAAUACAAUCUGCAAGUAAUUUUUCUUUCAAGAUAUUCAGUAAGCACAUCCUUGCAGGUGUUAAUCAUGCUUCUAAAUCGUAUUAUUCUCGUGCCACUAGAAAUCUAAAGGUGAAAUCAUCACCCAAUUGGGUCUCUCAAGUUGAACAUUCCAAUUUAGUAUUUCCUUGGAUCAUGUUCCCAUUGAAGUGCUCUGCUUUAGCUUGUCUUGCUUUCCUAUCUCUCUUUACAUUCAAUUUCCAAUGAAUAUUCCUACUAAAUCUGCAAAACAAAUAUACUCUUAUUCUCUAGUGGAAACUUGAACUAAAUUCCUUGCUCUCUAAAAUCAUUUUUAUACAAGUAGAAUAUUUUGCCUUAUCUAAAUUAGCUAUGUUCCUAGACCCUAAGCAUCAAUAUUAACAUCGGCUAAGGAGCACGAUAUACAGAAUCUCAUGCACCGCCCUCACCCCGACUCCACACACACCAAAAACUAUCCUCCAAAAAAUAAAAAUUAAAAAAUAAAUCUUCCAAUCCUCUCUCAUUCUCUCUUCCCAAACUCAAGAUCUACGCGAAGGUCUGCUCAAUCAUUGAGCCAUUAUAAAUAGACAUCACUAACAAGAAUUUAGAGAGAGAUGCGUGCUUUAUAAAAUGGGGAACAAGUGGAAAGCAAAGAGAGCAUAAUAAAAAGAAAGAAGAAUAUAUAAUGGAAUAAUGGUGGAUCCAUGAGUGUCACCAUCCUCUAGUAAUUCUGUACGGGUGCGUCAUUUUUUCUUUGAACAUGAGUAAGGUUUCUAUCGUCCUGAGGUAUGAAAACGAAAAAAAAAAAUCUUUUUAAGGGUCAUAUUUCUAAAGCUUUGGGGUACAAUGGCAAUCACUAGCAUAAGAGCAUUGCUGGACACAUUGUUUUUCUAGUAAACACACACACAAAGACUCCAGGGGCAUAACUAUGUGAUCUCUCCUAAAUGGCUCUGAAAUUUAUUUUUGUCAUUUGGAGGCAUACAAAAAUGCCAACGAACAUGUUAAGGCACAAGCUAUUGACAUUAUUUGAUGUUUUUUUUUCUUACCGAUAUCAUUAAGCACACUCCAUCAUGACGGAGCAAGAUAAAUAUUACAAAUCAAGCAUAUAAAUUUAAAAGCCAUGCAAGAACUGAAAUUCUAUGUUUUAGGAAAACACAAACUCAUUUGAAUGAAAACGUUUGCAUGGUUUAGUUUGUGUUUUCCAGCACUAGUUUUUUUAGCCCUUUCCCUUGGGCUAUGUUUGGAACCCGGAAGAUAUUAGAGAAAGGGAAAAAAAAUAUCAAGAAAGUCACACUUUCAUAUUUAGUUAUCAAGGAAAAUGAGAAAGAAAAUAAAAAAUAUACUACAACAAUAAACAAAAUUUUAAUUGAUAUUCAAUUUUUAGUGAUAAUAAAAUAAAUUUUUAUUUUUGAUAAUAUUUAAUAUAGAAGAAAAAUAAAUGUUCUCCUUAUUUUCCUUUCCCCAAAUAAAAUCCUUAAUCCAAACAGACCCUUUAAGGUCUUUUGGCAAGGACUACAUAUUUUUUUAAUUUGCUGAACAUUUUUGUCAGUGUUUUAUUGAAGAUUUUUUUUUUUUUUUUUUUUAUUCUCUCAUUGAUAUUGUAUAUUUUACAAAAUUUUCCCAAUUUCUUUCUUUUUCUUCAUGGUGUUUUAUUGCCGACCUGUACUCUGCAUGUCUUGUGAUCUAUAACAAGUGACUCAAAUUUUACUAAAAACUUUGGAAAUGACAACAAAAAGAAAAGGUUCUUUUACGACUCAACUUCAAACAUCAAUUAGCCAUGCAUACAUUGUAAUGACCUUUUUCCAAGUAAUAAAUUUAAUUUAUUCCAUAUCUACCAAACAUAUGAGAGGCGAGGCCAGGAGAACCAGAACAUUAUUGUGUACUCAUCUCUUCAAAUCGGAUCAACCUUUUGCAUCUUACCCCUUAAACUAUUCAUUUUAAGGAACCAUUCCUUGGUUUCUGGGAAUAAAGCUGGGUAUUUCAUUCUGACUUGAAAAAUAUUUAAAAUAUAAAAGAUACUCAAAAAUAAUUCAUAAAUUAACAACAUAAAUUAAUAUAUAUAUAUAUGAUUUUCCCAUUUUGCUACCAAAAAAAACUUCAAAUAAAUAAAUAAAGCACACAGCAAUCAGUAAUGACUCAGUAAAUUAGUUCUAGAAGAGGACAAAGGCCUCAAGUGUCCACAGGGCCACAACUUUUUCCCUUCCCAACCUAACUUGUUUUUUCCCAUGUCAUGUUCCGCACCUUAAUCUUAAGAUACUAUAAAAAUAUUAUGCGGGAGAUUUCAUGAUUUGUCUUUGCAUUCUCAUCACGCACUUAAAUGCACCACUUCUGUCUCUCCUUCCUUCAUUGGCCGUUACAAAAAGCCAUCAUUUCAGCCUUCAGAAACCAACACUUCACGAAACCCUUGCACCCAAAGCAUGAUUAAUCUUUAUCUGCAGUGCUCAAUAUAUGUUAUCUCAGUAAAGAAAAUAUACAUUUUGAAAGAAGAGAACCAGUAAUCCAUUUUGCUGAGAAACAAUGUCUGCAGCAUCGAGUCCGAAAGAAAAUUCAAGAGAGGAAGUCCCCCACUCAGCUUCAGAUCCACCUCUCACUCAGAAAUGGCCAGCCAGCUUCAUGCAGAUGACCCUCUUGGAGCUCAAGAAGCAGAAGGGAAUAGCCUUCCCAUUGAUGGUGAUGAAUUUAAUGUGGUUUGCCAAGAUAGCCAUCACAACAGCGUUCCUAGGCAGGCUUGGAGAGCUCCCACUGGCCGGUGGCACUCUUGGUUUCACCUUUGCUAAUGUCACUGGUUUCUCCGUCUUGAAUGGGCUCUGUUGUGCCAUGGAACCCAUAUGUGGUCAAGCCUAUGGAGCUAAAAAUUUUAGGCUGCUUCACAAGACCCUUCUCAUGACAAUCUUCUUACUACUCCUAACCGCAGUCCCCAUUUCUAUAUUGUGGCUCUGUGUUGGCAAGAUACUCAUCCACUUCGGCCAGCAAGAAGACAUAUCAAUCACUGCAAAGAACUAUCUUCUCUCUCUCCUCCCUGAUUUAAUAGUCACUUCAUUUCUCUGUCCUCUCAAAGCCUACUUGAGCUCGCAAAGGAUAACAGUUCCGAUAAUGUUCAGCUCAGCUCUGGCACUGGCAUUUCACAUCCCUAUCAACAUCCUACUUUCGAGAGCUAAGGGUCUCGAGGGAGUUUCCAUGGCGAUCUGGAUAACAGAUCUUCUUGUUGUCAUUCUACUCCUUGUGUACGUGCUGGUGAUGGAAAAUGGGAAGGAAGGGAGGUGGGCAGAAGGAGGGUGGUGGGAUCUAAGGGCUUGUGACUGGAUCGGAUUGCUCAAACUCUCUGGACCAUGUUGCCUGACCACCUGCCUCGAAUGGUGGUGCUAUGAGAUCCUAGUCCUCUUAACAGGGCGUCUAGCGAAUGCUAAACAAGCAGUGGGAAUAUUUGCCAUAGUCAUAAACUUUGAUUAUCUACUCUAUUCUAUAAUGUUAUCUCUGGCCACAUGCGCAUCCACUCGUGUAUCAAACGAGCUGGGUGCGAACCAAGCCGGCCCAGCUUGUCAGUCGGCAUGUGUUUCUUUGGCAGCAAGCAUCCUCUUGGGUUUCAUUGGCGGAGCAACAACAGUAGCAGCCAGAGGCAAUUGGGGAGCCUUAUUCAGCCAUGAUGAAGGCAUUAUAAGAGGAGUGAAGAAGAUGAUGCUGCUAAUGGCUUUGGUGGAAAUUGUGAACUUCCCAUUAGUUGUUUGUGGGGGCAUAGUUCGAGGCACAGCCAAGCCCUUGUUGGCUAUGUACGCCAGUCUCGGGGGGUUCUAUCUGCUGGCCUUGCCCUUGGGUGUGGUUCUAGCUUUCAAAAUCGGGCUUGGACUUGGGGGACUGUUGGUAGGGUUCCUGGCUGGGACAGUUGCAUGCUUAACUUUGUUGUUAGUGUUUGUUAUGAGGAUUGAUUGGGUUGAAGAAGCUGGCAAAGCACAAAUACUUGCCUGUAGUGUACAGGAAAUUGGGAUGUAAGAUGAAAAACACAAAAUUUCAGAGAGUAGAAGAUGCCCAGGUAUGAUAAUCACCCGAAGUCAUCUGUUUACGUGGGGAAGCUAGAAUACUUGAAUGUAAAUCACAAACUAAGGAAACCCAUUCUGUCUUACACAGUUACAGACAUCUCUCUUGCUAGCAGAAAUGAUUGCUGAGACUAGAAAUCCAGGAAAAUGGUGUUCAUAGAAGUAACCCCACUAAGAAAACACAAUAAUAGAGCUACAUUUCUGUAUCAACUUGCACAUUCAAUGAUAAUAAGGGCUACGGCACAAGCCAUAUAUUUUUAA
This is a messenger RNA of Malania oleifera, 4387 nucleotides long. Its product is annotated as protein DETOXIFICATION 56. The transcript has a single exon. Gene Ontology annotation, biological process: xenobiotic detoxification by transmembrane export across the plasma membrane. NCBI's taxonomy places the organism in Eukaryota, Viridiplantae, Streptophyta, Magnoliopsida, Santalales, Ximeniaceae. Bases 2613 to 4082 code for a protein of 489 amino acids. Gene Ontology annotation, cellular component: membrane. Gene Ontology annotation, molecular function: xenobiotic transmembrane transporter activity; antiporter activity. The record is from RefSeq and is a predicted model, not a curated record.